UUAUGAACAUCCAACCAAUAAAGAAUCUCACAUUCAGAGCCUAUAUUGCUGGAGAAGAAGACGAGACAGUGAAAAAACAAAGCAGAGACAGAAACAAAUUCCCUUCAAAAUGGCAAACCCCAUUCUCUUCUUCUUCUUUUCCAUCCUUCUUCCACUUGUUUUCCUGCAAACCCAUUUCUCAUUCUGCGAUGCGAUUCUUGAUCUCAGAUCUUUUAAGGGCAGUGAAAUGGAUUUAAUGGCAAAAGGGGUUUGCAAUCAGAAGAUCGGGGAGUGUCUGACUGAGCCAGAAAUGGAAUCAGAAAUCAGCAGGAGAGUUCUGAUGAUGCAGAAGAAGUAUAUAAGCUACGAUACACUAAGAAGGGACAUGGUUCCUUGUUCAAGACCAGGCGUUUCAUAUUAUGAAUGUCAUCCUGGUCCAGCAAAUUCUUAUGACAGAGGCUGUGAAAUCAUUACUAGAUGUGCUAGAGAUGUUCAUGACAUAAACACUUGAUGAUGAUGAUGAUGAUGAUGGAUGAGAUGCCACUGGUAAGGUAUAAAACUUGAAUUUCAUUGCUUGAUCCCAAUAUUGGAAGUGUAGCUUCUGAACUCUGUAAGUUACUUGUGGAGGACUAUAUUAUUCUUACUAAAGAGUUUGGACACUCUUACAUAUGAUAUUACCAGCGGUCAUUGAAACUAAUGAAAAGCAAAGGGCUCAACUGUGGUCACCCACUUAAAAUCUUUUUUAAGUCUCACUCUUGUGGUGGGAGGAUAUUCCAUUUUCAUAUUUUAACUUGAAUUUCCUUUAACUUAUAUUUGUACUUUUGAAUGGUAAUUGUAUAUUUAUAUGGUAGUUGAAUCUUAUCCAUAAUACCAUUAGCUAUUUAACUUGCUCAUCACACACACACAUAUAUAUACACACACACAUGUGCAUAACCUGAUGCCUUUUCAUGCUGGAAGUCACUUAGUUCAUUAUUUUUUGUGAUGAGAAGUGCUUUUUUAGAAUUUUGAGAUGGAGCAUUUUUCUUACAAAAAUUCUUGAAAAAAAAAAAUAAUAUACAGAGUUCUUUCUGGAAGUUCCCUAACCGCCUUUGAAGAGUAUUUAAUGAGUCCGUUUUUGUUUUUGAUCUUUCACAUAAGCAACAAUGUAAUCCUUUCAACUUUAGACCCUUAGCAUGUAAAGAAUUUAAUUCCUAUACUUUUAAAUUUGUUACAAUUUAGUACUUACCUUACCAUACAAAAAGUCUCACAAAAUUAAGUAUCAAAUUGUAUUAAGUGAUAACUUAACGUUGAUAGUUUAUAAACAAAUUUGAUCCUUAAUUUAUCACUCUUUACAUGUAGAAGAAAUUUCAUUAUAUCUAGAUAAUAUAUUUUAUUGUAGAGACUAUAUUGUAUGAAUUGUAAAGUAUAGAGAUUGAAUUGUUAUUUAUUGAAGUUUCUAGAUUAAAUUCCGCCAUAAACUAACAAUCAAGGACUAAAUUGUUACUUCUAUUAAAGUUGAGAGAGAGAUGAUAAGUGUAAUUUUAACUACUUUAAAACUAUCUAUUGUUUAUGCUUUGCAUAAAUUUACUUGUACUCUUUUUGCAACUUGAUGAUUGUUACUCUAGUAGAACUGCUUUUCAACGUAACUGUGAUUC
Messenger RNA from Benincasa hispida (wax gourd), 1613 nucleotides. NCBI's taxonomy places the organism in Eukaryota, Viridiplantae, Streptophyta, Magnoliopsida, Cucurbitales, Cucurbitaceae. The record is from RefSeq and is a predicted model, not a curated record.